Molecule: messenger RNA, 6314 nt
Organism: Gambusia affinis (western mosquitofish)
Lineage: Eukaryota; Metazoa; Chordata; Actinopteri; Cyprinodontiformes; Poeciliidae
Product: protein unc-13 homolog B-like
Exons: 41
Coding region: 230-5020 (1596 amino acids)
Biological process (GO): synaptic vesicle maturation; dense core granule priming; synaptic vesicle priming
Cellular component (GO): presynaptic membrane; plasma membrane; neuromuscular junction
Molecular function (GO): phospholipid binding; syntaxin-1 binding; calcium ion binding
Source: RefSeq, a predicted model, not a curated record
GAAAGCUGGGAUGAGAGUUUUAAUAAUGGCGUGGACUCAGCGGGGAGCAGCUGCUCUUUACUCCCCGUCCGGUACCAGCCAGAAACCUGCGAGCGUCGAAAAACGGAUUUUAUUGGAGCUUUGAGAGCAUUUUAACGGAUUUUAUUAUGUUACCUCACUGAAAGUAAAUCUCCGCUGAGAGCUUCAAACUGUGAAACUACCUGCUGCUUGUCGCUGGAAGCGCUUUGUCAUGUCGUUACUGUGUGUCAGAGUGAAAAAAGCCAAACUUCAAGGAGCACCAGAUAAAUUCAACACCUACGUGACGCUGAAGGUCCAGAAUGUUAAAAGCACGACCAUCACGGUUCGCGGAGACCAGCCCUGCUGGGAGCAGGACUUCAUGUUUGAGAUCAACCGGCUGGACCUGGGGCUCAUUGUGGAGGUGUGGAACAAAGGCCUCAUCUGGGACACCAUGGUGGGAACGGCCUGGAUCCCCCUGAAAAACAUCCGCCAGUCUGAGGAGGAAGGUUCAGGCGAGUGGAUCUUCCUGGACUCAGAGGUUCUGAUGAAGGCCGAUGAGAUUUAUGGCACCAAGAACCCGACGCCUCACCGAGUUCUGCUGGACACGCGCUUCGAGCUGCCGUUCGAUAUCCCAGAGGAUGAAGCGCAGUAUUGGACGGGGAAGCUGGAGCGAAUCAACAUGGGAAUCCAUGAUGAGUUUCCUCUUCCAGAUGAGGACCAGAGGGCUCCGCUGCAGUGUGCACCCUCCCAGUGCUCUCUGGACGAUCAGGACAGCGCCGUAGACGACCGGGACAGCGACUACCGCAGCGAGACCAGCAACAGUUUGCCGCCUCGGUACCACACCACGGCCCAGCCCAACUCGUCCGUGCACCAGUUCCCCAUGGGGCCCCGCGGCGCCCAGCAGCACCCAGACUGCUGCACCGACUCGGUCCGCAGCUUGGACCUGGACUACCGGGACCAGAGAGGAAGCAGUCCGGUGGAAAGUAAUCGUUUCGGGUCGUCGGGGAACCUGAGCCAGGCUAGCUCGCAGCUAAGCGAGACCGGCCAUGAGAGCACCGGCGGCUCCGAACUGGAAGAGUCUUUCCACUCCUACCAUAGUACCGGCUUACACCCGUCCACCAACGGCCAGCCGCGUCCCACCCGGCCUCCCACCAACGGACACUCGGCUGGCAGCGAGAAGGAUGUAGACAUUCAGUCCAAUGAACUUCUGCAGAGUUUAAAAAGCGAAGCAUCAGAAAAAGAAGCACCAAAACUCCCAAGAUUCCAUGAUGGCGGCCAGCUGUUGCCUUUCUCCCCGUCUAGAGUUCGCUGGUUGAAAGCCAUCAACAAAGUGAGAGUUCAGCUUCGGGAGGUCAGAGAUGUGGAUCCCGACAGCAGACAGGCCUGGGCUAAACCAAGUGGUGAAUCUGGUCUGUAUGGAAUCGACAGCAUGCCAGACUUGCGUAAGAAGAAGCCCAUCCCCCUGGUCAGCGACGUGGCUAUGUCGCUUGUCCAAGCCAGGAAGGCAGGGAUCACCUCCGCCAUGGCGGCUCGGCCCUCAUUCAAAGACGAGGAGCUGAAAAACCAUGUUUACAAGAAGACCCUGCAGGCGCUCAUCUACCCCAUUUCCUGCACGACGCCUCAUAACUUUGAGGUGUGGACCGCCACCACUCCCACUUACUGCUAUGAGUGUGAGGGGCUGCUGUGGGGAAUCGCCCGCCAAGGCAUGCGUUGCUCUGAAUGUGGCGUCAAGUGCCAUGAAAAGUGCCAAGAGUUGCUUAAUGCGGAUUGUUUACAACGUGCGGCUGAGAAAAGCUCCAAACAUGGAGCAGAAGACCGCACCCAGAAUAUCAUCAUGGCCAUGAAAGACAGGAUGAAGAUCAGAGAGAGGAACAAACCAGAGAUCUUUGAGCUGAUCAGGGAGGUGUUCGUCGUCACCAAAGCCAUUCACGCUCAGCAAAUGAAGACCAUCAAGCAGAGCGUGUUGGACGGGACGUCAAAGUGGUCGGCCAAGAUCACCAUCACAGUGGUUUGUGCGCAGGGACUUCAGGCGAAAGACAAGACCGGUUCCAGUGACCCGUAUGUGACCGUUCAGGUGGGGAAGACCAAGAAGAGAACCAAAACCAUCUAUGGGAACCUCAACCCAGUCUGGGAGGAAAAGUUCCACUUCGAGUGCCAUAAUUCUUCAGAUCGCAUCAAAGUUCGUGUUUGGGACGAAGACGAUGACAUCAAGUCCAGAGUGAAGCAGCGUCUGAAGAGGGAGUCCGAUGACUUCCUGGGUCAGAGCAUCAUCGAAGUUCGAACGCUGAGCGGAGAAAUGGACGUCUGGUACAACCUGGAGAAGCGGACGGACAAGUCGGCCGUGUCGGGAGCCAUUCGCCUCCAAAUCAACGUGGAGAUCAAAGGAGAGGAGAAAGUGGCUCCGUACCACGUCCAGUACACCUGCCUGCAUGAGAACCUGUUCCACUUUUCCACCGACGUUCUGGGUCAGGGUUCGGUCCGGAUCCCCGAGGCCAGAAGCGACGACUCCUGGAAACUUUACUUUGACGACGUGGCGCAGGAAAUAGUCGACGAGUUCGCAAUGCGCUACGGGAUCGAGGCCAUUUACCAGGCCAUGACACAUUUUGCCUGCUUGUCCACUAAGUACAUGUGUCCUGGGGUUCCUGCAGUGAUGAGCAGCCUGCUGGCUAAUAUCAAUGCUUUCUACGCCCACACUACCGCUUCCACCAACGUGUCCGCCUCCGACCGAUUCGCUGCCUCCAACUUUGGGAAGGAACGUUUUGUCAAGCUUUUAGACCAGCUUCACAACUCCUUACGUAUUGAUCUCUCCACCUACCGGAAUCACUUUCCUGCCAGCAGCAAAGAUCGGCUGCAAGAUUUGAAAUCAACAGUGGAUCUUCUGACCAGCAUCACCUUCUUCAGGAUGAAGGUCCAGGAGUUACAGUCUCCGCCCAGAGCCAGCCAGGUGGUGAGGGACUGUGUCAAAGCCUGCCUCAACUCCACCUACGACUACAUCUUCAACAACUGCCACGAACUCUACAGCAGACAGUACCAGCCUGCGGACGCAAACAAGGAGGAGCUCCCCCUGGAGGAGCAGGGACCCAGCAUCAAGAACCUGGACUUCUGGCCCAAACUCAUCAUGCUGAUCGUCUCCAUCAUAGAGGAGGACAGGAACUCCUACACACCUGUGCUCAAUCAGUUUCCACAGGAACUGAGUGUGGGAAAAGUUUCAGCAGAAGUCAUGUGGACGUUGUUCGCUCAAGACAUGAAGUACGCUCUGGAAGAGCAUGAGAAGCACAGACUGUGUAAAAGCACCGAUUACAUGAACCUGCACUUUAAAGUCAAGUGGCUCUACAAUGAAUACGUCAAGGAGCUUCCGAUCUUUAAGGAUGUCGUUCCCGAAUAUCCAUCUUGGUUUGUGCAGUUCGUUCUGCAGUGGUUGGAUGAGAACGAGGAUGUGUCGAUGGAGUUCAUGAAUGGAGCGCUGGAGAGAGACAAGAAAGACGGAUUCCAGCAGACGUCGGAGCACGCUCUGUUCUCCUGCUCCGUGGUGGACAUCUUCACCCAGCUCAACCAGAGCUUCGAGAUCAUCAAGAAACUGGAAUGUCCCAACCCCAGCGUCAUGGCUCACUACAGCCGCCGCUUCUCCAAGACAAUCACCAAAGUCCUGCUGCAGUACAGUGCCAUCUUGACCAAGAGCUUUCCUUCUUAUAUUGACAAGGAGAAGAUUCCCUGUGUCCUCAUGAAUAACGUGCAGCAGCUGAGAAUCCAGCUGGAGAAAAUGUUUGAAUCAAUGGGGGCCAAACAGAUGGACACGGAGGCCAGCGACCUGCUGAACGACCUGCAGGUUCGGCUCAACAACGUUCUGGACGACCUCAGCAGCACGUUUGGGAACAGCUUCCAGAGCCGCAUCACCGACUGCAUGCGGCAGAUGGCGUCGCUGCUGUACCAGAUCAAAGGACCGCUCAACGAAAACACCAAGAACCAGGUGGAGGCCGACUCCGACAACAUGCUGCGGCCGCUCAUGGACUUCCUGGAUGCGCAGUUGACGCUGUUCGCCACGGUGUGUGAGAAAACCGUCCUGAAGCGCGUCCUGAAGGAGCUGUGGAGGAUCGUGAUGACCAGCCUGGAGAAGAACAUCGUCCUGCCGCAGGGGAACGACACCUUCGGAGCACAGAUCCUUUCUGCUGCUAAAGAACUGGGACACCUUUCCAAACUGAAGGAUCACAUGGCAGGAGACGCUAAAAGCCUGACGCCCAGGCAGUGUGCCGUCAUGGACGUGGCUCUGGAUACCAUCAAGCAAUACUUUCAUGCAGGUGGGAACGGCUUGAAGAAGACUUUCCUGGAGAAGAGCGCUGAGCUUUCGUCGCUCCGCCACGCUCUGUCUCUCUACACCCAGACCACCGACACGCUCAUCAAAACCUUUGUGACCACGCAGCAUUCACAAGUGCACAAUGGGAAGGGUAUUAGGUUAACUCCUAAUGAGAAAAUCCAGCCCAGCAGGGGUUCAGGUGUGGACAAACCCAUCGGAGAGGUUUCCCUGCAGAUUGAGCUGUACACUCAUCCGAAGAGCGGAGAGCGGAAAGUUACACUCAAAGUGAUUGGAGCCAGUGAUUUGAAGUGGCAGACGUCUGGGAUGUUCAGACCCUUCGUGGAAGUCACUCUGAUCGGGCCGCACCUCAGCGACAAAAAGCGCAGAUUUCAGACCAAAUCCAAGAACAACAGCUGGUCUCCCAAAUACAACGAGACCUUUCACUUCGUUCUGGGUGUCCAGGACGGGUUCGAGUGCUACGAGGUUCAAGCCUGCGUCAAGGACUACUGCUUCGGCCGCGCCGACCGGGUGGUGGGCCUGGCCGUGGUGCAGCUGAGGGACAUCAUGGAGAGGGGCAACUGCGCCUGCUGGUGCCCCCUGGGGCAGCGCAUCUCCAUGGACGACACGGGCCUGACCGCCAUGCGGAUCCUCUCCCAGCGCUCCAACGACGACGUCGCCAAGGAGUUCGUCCGGCUCAAGUCCGAGACCCGAUCAGCGGAGGAGGGAAGAUGAGGGUCUGCUUAUUCCAGUGGGACUGCUUUGACCUCUGACCUCUCUUGGCUGCUGUGGAAAACCUCACCAGCUUCCAGUGUUCUUCAACUUCACAUUUUUAACCUUUUUAACUCUCGUCCGCCUCCACUGAGGAGACAGAACCCAUCCAGAACCUGUCAAAGGGCCGAAUAAGAACCCACCCACCCCAAGUGUUCUUGUGCAAUAAAUCCAACCCACCCCUCCCAAACUGUGGCCAAGUGGUUCAAGCCUUACACUCUGCAAGCUGUGAAUGUGUGUUCAUGUAAAAGGAAAGAAAUCCCUGUUUUUAAUGACCAGAAUCAAAUAUUUCACUUCACUUAGCAAAGAAAAACUACAAAUCACAAUUUAUGUUCUGUUUUCUAACAGUUUGAGCAGAUUAAUGCAGAAAUGAUUUUAAUCCUCAUUUCCAAAUGAAAAAUGUUUGAAUUUAACUCAUAGAUUCAUUUCAUCCUCUAUUUGGUGGACAUUUUAUUUCUCUCUGUGUUUCCUGUACGCUGUGGCCAUUUUAUUUAUUUUUAUGUUUAUUUAUUUCCCUUUUAAAGACGGGAUUUGAUGCGUUUUCUGCUCCAUUUAUUGACAUUUUUGUUGAGUUUUUUGGGGUUUUGUUACAAACUGAGUUGCACAGCAGGACUUGAGUUGGAUAAUUACAAGUUUACAUUUCUCUCCUUUUUUUGUCUUUUAUUCUGCUCUUCAUAUGAGUGGCCUUAAUUAUAAAACUGAUUUUUUAAAUAUUUUUUUGUUUAUUUUUUAAUCUCUUUACCUUGUAAUUGUUAUGAUUUGCAUCUUAUUUCCCCAGAUUGAUGUCAAACUGGUGAAUUUCCUUAACAUUUUCUAUUUUUCAUUUCAGUAAUUUUAUGUAAUCUGGAUUUUUGUGGGCAUCUUUCAUGCUGAGUAUCAAAUCCAAUGUUUUUUUAUUUGUUUCCAUUUCUUUAUAUUUUCUGUAGACAGUGAUUUAUUUUGAACUCUUUUUGUUUCUGCAGCUUUUUAAUGGAUAAAAUCUCUUAGACUCUACAGAUUCAGCCUCUUUCUGACCUUCCCUGAAUAAUUCAAUGUUUUUGUUGAUGGGAGAAAAUAUUUCUUUGUGCAACACACUUUCCUCGUGCCAAGUUAAGUUUUCACUUUAGGUUUUUUUAAUUAUUGCACAUUUUUGUAACUUUUGAACCAUAAAAUCUCUGCAUUUAUCUGGAGUUUUCAUUGGACUGUCACUUCUCUUUAAAUCUGUCUCACUGUGUUUGUUUUCCACUUAAAGUUUUCUAUAAAGUAUUUAAGACUUAAA